Scheffersomyces stipitis CBS 6054 is the source of this 354-nucleotide messenger RNA. RefSeq lists its product as uncharacterized. The transcript has a single exon. The record is from RefSeq and is a predicted model, not a curated record. NCBI's taxonomy places the organism in Eukaryota, Fungi, Ascomycota, Pichiomycetes, Serinales, Debaryomycetaceae. The coding region runs from base 1 to 354 and encodes 117 amino acids.
AUGUACAGACAGUCUAACCACUCGUACGCUUCCACGGAUUCGUCGAGAAGACUUUCGUCCAACAAUCCGUUCAGGACGUCCGUCCAGAUCGAGCCAGCAAUCAGCAGAUCCAGUCUCUCAGCAGGCUCAGAGAACCGAGUCUCCACUCCUCCACAGAACUUUGAGGACUGGGUUCAGAAAAACAAGAGUCUUGUGGAUAUGUCGGACGACGAAGAUUUCUACGAGGCCACGGAGUCCAGCAACGGAUCCGCAAACAAUAAUAGCAGCACUGAUUUUGCCAGGCCAGCUUUUCCUGCUAGACCUGUGAGAGCUGGCAGCGACAGUAGUGUCAACUACGGAUCAAAGUACGUAUAA